GGCUGAGGGAGCGGCUGGCAGCAGCGCAGCCCUGGGAGACCGAGCGGAGCGGAGCCUGCAAGGGGCGCCGCCAUGGAAGCCUAAAGCAACCCCCACCCCUCCCGCCUGUGCACACACCUCGGUUUAGCGUGGCUUCGCCUCGGCGGAAACAUCUGGAGGACCUCUCCGCCCACCGCAAGACCGCAAGGACACGCCACCAGGCGGAGAGGGGGCGGCGGUGGAGGAGGGGGGGACCAGCCAGAGGGUCCCCCCCAGGAAGCGAGAGCAUGUGCUGAGCGGCUCCCAUCGGUGGCAGUGCAGCCAGUGAUGGUGCCCAGCACCCCCGACGAUGCCCCAGAGCCCCGAGUCAAGUGCGGAGGAGGAGGAGCACCUCUCCCAGUGCCCCGAGGGGGAGUCGGGCUCGGAGAGCUCCCACGAGGGGCCCAGCUCCCCGGCCAGCCCUGCUAACCCUGCCCACAUUCGCUCCAUGAAGGUACCCGACGACGCCCACUUCAGUAUGAUGGUCUUCCGAAUUGGCAUUCCUGACCUGCAUCAGACGAAAUGCCUACGUUUCAACCCUGAUGCUGCCAUUUGGGUGGCAAAGCAACAGAUCCUGUGUACUCUCAACGAAAGCCUCAAGGAUGUCCUAAACUAUGGACUCUUCCAGCCAGCCACCAAUGGGCGAGAUGCUAAGUUCCUAGAUGAGGAGCGCCUCUUGCGCGAGUACCCACAGAGUUUUGAGAAAGGAGUGCCCUACCUAGAGUUCCGCUACAAAACCCGAGUUUACAAGCAGACCAACUUGGAUGAGAAGCAGCUGGCAAAACUCCACACGAAGGGCUGUCACUGGCAAAUCUUUCCCCAGACGGGGUUGAAGAAGUUUCUGGAAUACGUGCAACAUGGAGCAGCAGAGAAAGUGGCAAGACUCCUGGACAAAGGGCUGGACCCCAACUAUCAUGAUUCCGACACUGGCGAGACGCCUUUGACUUUAGCUGCUCAGUUGGAUGGGACCAUUGACGUGAUUCGGCUGCUAUGCCUUGGAGGUGCCCACAUAGACUUCCGGGCAAGGGACGGAGCCACAGCGCUGCACAAAGCCGUGUGCUCACAUCACUACCCAGCCCUCAUGGCACUCUUAGAUCUUGGGGGCUCACCCAAUUACAAGGACCGCCGUGGGCUGACUCCACUCUACCACACAGCCAUGGUUGGAGGUGACCCACGCUGCUGUGAACUCCUGCUCUACAAUCGGGCCCACAUUGGCACCACUGAUGAGAACGGUUGGCAAGAGAUACACCAGGCCUGCCAACAUGGACACUCUCAACACUUGGAACACCUGCUGUUCUACGGCGCUGAGCCAGGUGCACAGAAUGCAUCCGGGAAUACAGCACUGCACAUCUGUGCACUCUAUAACAAGGAGAGCUGUGCCCGCAUCCUGCUGUAUCGGGGAGCAAACAAAGAGAUCAAGAACAAUCAUGGUCAGACUGCCUUCCAGGUGGCAGUUAUUGCAGGAAACUUUGAGCUGGGAGAACUGAUCAAGAGCCACCGGGACUCAGAUGUGGUCCCUUUCCAGGAGACCCCACAAUAUGCCAGCCGACGCCGGGAUGGCUCCCAGGGCCUGACAGUACCACAUACCUUGCUGCGAGCCAAUAGUGACACCAGCAUGAAUAUCCCUGAGUGGAUGCUUUAUGCCCCUCCGUCCACUACAUCGGCGACUGUAGCCGUGCAGAGCCAGAAAGUCACCACAGGCACCCUGCGCAGUUCCAGCAGUCCCCGUGGUGCUCGCAGCCGCUCCCCAUCACGUGGGCGCCACACAGAAGAGGCAAAGAGACAGCGCGGUCGACCCAGCUCCAGUGGCUACCAGAAGGAGUCCACUGGAGGCAGCACGCUGAGUAGCCGGGGAGUGAAGCGGAAACUCUAUUCGGCGGUGCCUGGCCGCACAUUCAUGGCUGUGAAACCAUACCAGGCCCAGGCCGAGGGUGAGCUCUCCAUCAGCAAGGGCGAGAAGAUCAAGGUGCUGAGCGUUGGGGAAGGCGGCUUCUGGGAGGGACAGGUAAAGGGCCGCAUGGGCUGGUUCCCCUCAGACUGUGUGGAGGAAGUACCCAACAAGUCACAGGAAGGGAAACAAGAAAGCCGCAGUGAUAAAGCCAAACGACUCUUCAGGCACUACACAGUGGGCUCCUAUGACAGCUUUGAUGCCCCCAGUGACUACAUCAUUAAAGAGAAGACGGUGCUGCUGCAGAAGAAGGACAACGAAGGCUUUGGCUUUGUGCUAAGAGGGGCCAAGGCGCAGACCCCAAUUGAGGAGUUCACACCCACCCCUGCUUUCCCUGCCCUACAGUACCUGGAGUCAGUGGAUGAAGGUGGCGUGGCCUGGCGUGCCGGUCUGCGCAUGGGAGAUUUCCUCAUAGAGGUAAAUGGACAAAACGUGGUGAAAGUUGGUCACCGGCAGGUUGUCAACAUGAUUCGCCAGGGCGGCAACAACUUGAUGGUGAAAGUUGUCAUGGUAACACGGAACCCAGAGAUGGAAGAGGCCAUGAGGAAGAAAGCAGCUGCACCUCAGCAGGCAAGACGACUGCCCCCUCCAGCCAUCUCCCUGCGCUCCAAAUCCAUGACAUCUGAGUUGGAGGAAAUGGUGGAGAAAGUCUCCCCCUGGAAGAAGAAAACAGAUUACGAGCCAGCGAUGGGCACUGAUAAGAAGCGGACUGUCUAUCAGAUGGCUUUGAACAAAUUGGAUGAAAUCCUGGCAGCUGCUCAGCAAACGAUCAAUGUUGGAGAUGGAUGUGGAAGUGGAGGGCUUCCUUCUUUGGGGAAGUCUCGGGGUGCUGCCAAGAGCUACUUCUCUGAGCCCAGCUUUGAACAGCACCGUCCUGGCCAGGCUACUUAUGAGCGCCCAGCCUACUUACCAACCAGUCACCCUGCAGGCAUCAUGCUCCGCCAGAAAUCUAUUGGAGCCGCCGAGGAUGACAAGCCCUACCUCGCCCCCCCUGCCAUGAAGUUCAGCCGCAGCCUGUCCGUCCCUGGUUCGGAUGACAUCCCGCCACCUCCCACCACUUCCCCGCCUGACCCCCCGUACAGCAGCACCUCGCCCUCUGCGUCGGGACGUGCCACUCCCUCGGCUCGCUCGACCUUCAACCCCAGUGCUGAGGCGAAGCUGUAUUCUGCCUCCCUGCACCAGGAGCCCUCGUACGAGCUGCCCCCGCGCGUCCGCGACAAGAUGUCCCUCUAUCGCCAGGAGUCGGAGCAGGGAGCUGAGGGGUCCACUGCCCGCGGGUGGCGGGGCCACACCCCUGACCUGCGCUACUACAACCUGCCCCCCCGGGCCACCAACACUGCCAUGUACGUCCCCACCAAGCCCAUGCGCCGGAAGGGGCCGCUGGUCAAGCAGACCAAGGUGGAGGACGAGCAGCGGCAGCAGCAGAGCACCCCGGCGCCACAGAUGCAGCCCCCGCCCUCCUCGCAGCCUGUGGCGUCCACGCCGCCGGAGAAGAGCUCCAUCCCGAUCCCCACCAUCAUCAUCAAGGCCCCCUCGACGAGCAGCAGCGGGCGCAGCAGCCAGGGAAGCAGCAUGGAGGCCGAGAGCCAGCCGGAGCCAGUGGUGCCCGUCCCCUCGCUCCAGCUGCACAACAGCAUGGAUUUCACCAGCCAGUUUGGGGCCGCCCUGGUGGGGGCAGCCCGGCGAGACCGCGAGUGGUACAGCGAGGCCCGCCGCAAGUCCGCGCUCUUCCUCUCCACGGAGCAGCCGGAUGACGACUCCCAGCAGGCGCCCAUGCCCCGCCUCCGCCACUCCAAGUCCAUCGAUGAAGGCAUGUUCUCCAGCGAGCCGUACAUCCAGCUCAACAUGGCAUCUGGCUUUGCUGGGGGCGGUGCCGGGGGUGUGGGCGGAUCCGGUUACCUCCCGUCUCGGGCCACGAAAACCUACGGAGCCAGCACCACCAGCGCCUUCACCUCCGUGUGCUCCAGUUUCCUGCCACAGCUCCAGUCCCAUUCAGCGCCUCUCAUUCACCCACUGACAGGCAAGAUUUUAGACCCAGGGUCCCCCCUGGGGCUGGCUUUGGUGGCUCGUGAGCGGGCCUUAAAGGAGUCCCAGUCACAGCAGGAGAGCCGAGAAGACCGGCACUCUCGCCCCUCCUCACCCCGGUUUGGGGAGGCUCCAAAACCCCCCGAAUCUCCCGGCAGCUCCAUCCUGCGCCUCUGGGGGACGCCGGAUCAGCAGCAUCACCACCACCACCAGCAGCGGCCCGCCUCGCCCCGGAAGGAACCGGAGAGCCCCCGGCAUCCCUCCCCGGAGCAGCAGCCCCCCUCCUUGGCCAAAGCGGUCCCUUGGGAGAAGCGGCCCGAGGAGGGCGAGAAGCUGGAGCUGCACGUGCGCUUUGUGGAGAACUGCCGCCCAGGAGAGGAGGAGGAAGUGGGUCACGAGGGUGGGAAGGCGGAGGUGCCCGCCGCACCCCCGGAGCGUGUGGCCGAAGAGAAUGGGCUCCCCUUGCUGGUGCUGCCCCCGCCUGCGCCAUCCAUCGACGUCGAUGAUGAGUUCGUCUUCACGGAGCCGCUCCCGCCGCCCCUCGAGUUCUCCAACAGCUUUGAUAAGCCGGAGUCCCCUCCCAAAGCGGCUAACGAGCUGCCCCCAGCAAUGGCCCCUCCCUCGGCUCCCCCUGCCCCGGCCGCCUUGGACUCCACGGCUUCGAGCCUGACAUCCUACGACAGUGAGGUGGCCACCCUGACCCAAGUGGGGACGGCGGAAACCAAGGAAGCCCCCCAUGUCAACUUCUCCUCCGUCGUCUCCUCCAUCGCCAUCCCUGCUGCAGAGGCCCCCGAGGCCGUGACUGACUCGGGAAUUGAGGAGGUGGACAGUCGGAGCAGCAGCGACCACCACUUGGAGACCAUCAGUAGCGUGUCCACCCUCUCCAGCAUGUCAGGAGAAGGCACCGAACUCCUGGACACGUACAUCACCUAUCUGGACGGGCAGGCCUUCGGGGGCAGCGCCGGAGGAGGGGGGGUCGGGGGCGGCGGCGGCACCGAGAAAAGCCCGCUGCAGGCCAAGCUGCGCUCCCGGCCCUUCCCGGGCCGCCUGCCCGUGGCCACGCCCACCAGCUCCACCAUCUCGGUCUCCUCAUGCACUGAGAACAUGUUUGCCCUCACGCCCGCCCCGCCCUACCACCAGCAGCCGGCGGCCGCCGAGCCGGGCAAAGAGCUGCAGCAGAAAUCGCCGCUGCCCUGGGAGGAGUCCAAGGCCUCCCCGAUGUCCUCCAUGAAGGCCAGCAUCAUCAGCGAGCUGAGCACCAAGCUGCAGCAGAUGGGCGGCGUGUCGUGGUCACGACCCCCCGAUGCGGUAGCCCCCUUUGGUUCUGAGAGGCCCAGCUCCUUGCAGAGGCAAAGGCUCCCUGAUGAGACCUCCCCAUCACUGAUCUCCUCCAAGCCCGUAAGCAGCCUUUUCCACAACUGGCCGAAGUCCCCCCAGGGCAGCAAGCACCCCAAAAGCGUGGAGUUUGACAUCCGCCCAGCCCUGCGGCGUGCGCCCAGCCCAGCCGCCCUGCCCAGCGAGCACAAAAUUAGCCCUGCCCCGAGGCCUUCUUCCCUUCCUAUCCUGCCUUCUGUGCCCCUCUACACUGGCGUUUUCGAUCUCCGCGGCUCACCCACGUCGGGGGGUGAGCACCCUUUCCCUGGCUUCCCUUCAGGCAGCCGCUCCUUGUCUCCGACCCACUUCCUACCACCUGCCACGGACAAGGCAUUCGGCUCCAAGCCACUGCCUUUCUGGACCAAAUAUGACGUGGCCGACUGGCUGGAGUACCUGAAGCUGGGGGAGCACCGUGACCGGUUCCUGGACAACGAAAUCGAUGGCUCCCACCUGCCUUCUCUCACCAAGGAAGACUUCAUUGACCUGGGCGUGACACGAGUCGGGCACCGCAUGAACAUCGCCCGUGCCCUCAAAUUCUUUCUGGAGAGGUGAUGUGGGGGAACUGCCCUGCCCUGGGAAGCCCCUCACCUGAAUGUACGAUGGAUCCCCGCCACUGGGGAGAACAGCGGAGGUGGAGGGUUGCAGCUAUGGGGCCGGGCACAAGGGAAGCUGCAAAGAGAGACCCUGUGGGGUCCGGGUAGGGUGGGGAUGCCCCCCUGGCAGAGAGACACUGGGAGAAGCUCACCAAAGCCUGCUUGGGCACCCUCGCGGGUGUGCACUUUUCUCCUUUGCGUUGCCAUGUAGCAGUUUAUCCAUUCCGCUCAUCCCGACAUGUGGCACCGGCCACUUCUGUAUGGACAUUGAAUGUGGGUGACACGAUAUAUGUGUGUGUAUCUGUAGACGUAUACUCACACGUCAUCCCCCACUGGCAUUGCUGCUUGCUUUGAUGCCCUCCCUGCUCGUGCCUGCACGUGUGCACCAUCCUCCAUGUUGCCGCUUGUGUUGACUUGGCAGCUGCCGCCGGCACAUCGUCUCAUCGAACCAUGUAACGGCUUGCCCCAUGCAUCAUCUCGGUUAACACGAUUGUUGCGGACUUUAAAAAGAGGGAAGAGACA
This is a messenger RNA of Varanus komodoensis (Komodo dragon), 6480 nucleotides long. RefSeq names its product SH3 and multiple ankyrin repeat domains 1 (gene SHANK1). Gene Ontology annotation, molecular function: synaptic receptor adaptor activity; ionotropic glutamate receptor binding. Gene Ontology annotation, cellular component: postsynaptic membrane; postsynaptic density; dendritic spine. NCBI's taxonomy places the organism in Eukaryota, Metazoa, Chordata, Lepidosauria, Squamata, Varanidae. The record is from RefSeq and is a predicted model, not a curated record.